Messenger RNA from Recurvomyces mirabilis, 2466 nucleotides. RefSeq lists its product as uncharacterized. The coding region runs from base 1 to 2466 and encodes 821 amino acids. The record is from RefSeq and is a predicted model, not a curated record. The transcript is spliced from 4 exons. Lineage: Eukaryota; Fungi; Ascomycota; Dothideomycetes; Mycosphaerellales; Teratosphaeriaceae.
AUGGUGUUCUUCCACGACACCCCUAUCUUCUCCACAGGAGACAAGCCACUCGACCGGAUCCUAGCAGGCGCCACCAUACUAGCCAUCCUACUGUCCCUCGCAAACGUCGCCGGCCAUCUGAAAGCCGUGUUCGCUGCACGUUGCAAGCAUGGACAGAAGAGAACAGGACAGGCGAUUGGUUUCCUCGGCCUGGCGCUGUCGUCGUUCGUGAUCGUAGCUUAUCUGCGCUUCGAGCAUCAUGACACGCGGAUUGGGAAUUUGCAGGAUAUUGAGAGACUGCGGGAGGAAUGGUCGAUUGUUCCGAUAUUGGGUAAGGAGCGUCAGGGGCUGGGUGGGGCAGCUAUAAGCAACAUCAAGGAUGGUGUCGCCUCAGCUACAGAACAGAUCCGACCAUUAGAGCGAGUGACGGAAGGCGUAAAGGAAGCAUUCGAUAGCGGCGCUACUGCUGCCUCGCACGCCGCCUCCGCUAUCCAUACUACUGGCGAGCGUCUGCGAAAGACUAGUUUCGACGACGCCACCGAAGCAAUGAAGCGGCAAUGGCAUCGCGCAACGGAGCAUCUGUACUAUAAGACCAAAAAGGCCGCCCAAGAAGCCGCCGAUCGAGCAGAGCACCAGACCCAAGGAGUACGACAAUGGUUCGAUGACGGGAUGUCCGCCUUGUCGAAAUUAGCUGAAGAUGACGAGGAAGGUCGACUGGCCUUGAAGCAGAAAUUCCCGUUCCUCGACGAGCUUCUGUACCCGAAUAUGAGUUUGUGGGACUCUUUCAAGACGGUCAUUGGAUGCCAUAGACAUCUAUGGUGGACACAGCAGUGGUUUGCUGGCUACCUGACCUGGGCGCUGUUCGUUGGGCUUGAGUGCCAACAUCGUGGCUUUCAAUCACAUCUAGCACUUUCGCUCGUCGUCAUCGGAUAUACCAUAAGUCUCGCCACAGCGCAAUCGCUGUUCUUCGCCUUGCUGCUGGUGACACCUGUUGGUGCAAAUCGAAAAGGACGAGCGAGACGACUCGCGCAUAUCUGGGCCAUCGCAGUCCCGGUAGUGUUCGAAAUGGUAAUACUGGCACGCAUACCAGGGCUAGCAGUCGACCAGACCAAGUCGGGACGGAUGUUCAUCAAAGAUGUCAUCCAGUUCCUGGUUGCAGUCAUUCCUGCUAUAAGCGCUGAGAUACUACACGUAUGGACACCACGCCGCGCCCUUUUGAGACACGAGCCUUACUUGAACGCCUCUGAGCUCCGCCACGCUUUGACGCUAGUGUGGUGGUUUGCUGGCAUGCUUUCUCUCGUCCUUCACCUCAACACUACUUACUGGGCGUAUCGCGAGACGAAUCCGACAGGAGGCCAUCGCUGGUGGAACAUAUUGCUCAGUCGAUCUUCUUGGUUCGCGAAGCCCAAGACCCACUUCCUCCAUUCCCUGGGUACCGUCCUCGGGUCACUCGGCGAGCAUGCAUGGCUCAAUGCGAUAGGAUGGGACGUCAUCUUCUCUGCUGCAUCACUCUGUGGGUGGGCGUGGGUCAGCGCCGCAGAUAUUGGCGGCAUCAUCAAGUGUUCGCUAGUUCCAUUCGAUGUGCUCAAAUUGGCCACAACAGCGAGCGACAAGGCUAGAGAUCUGGCAGAGCCUUCGCUAGAGAUAGCCUCGGAAGCAUACAGUGACAUGCGUAAGCGAAUGGAGCCGUAUGCCAAUACAACCGGCGAUUUCUUUUUCGACCUGCGUGACGCCGCAGAGCCGUAUCUGGAUCAGUCAAAGGAGUGGCUCGAGGAUGCGGGCGCCAACCUAGGAUCAUCCAUGGAGCGUAACGGGUUUACCGCAGACCGCUUCGCCGACCAAGCCAAACAAAGCCUCUCUUCAGGCUAUAGCGCUCUCAGUAGGGCCAGCAGCAGAACUCUCGGAAGAGCAUCUGAGAAUUCCGACAAUCAAGAUUGGGCCGGUGAAGAAGAUUUCGACGCCCUACCACAAUUGACGAGUAGAAGAGGCCGUCGUAGCGAUAGCGUACGUGGUGACGACCAGGGGAAGGAGGACGGCCCUCGGCUUCGGCGAAGGAGCUCGCAGUCGCCUGCGAAGAGGGGACGUCUUCGAGGAAACAGUAAGAGCCGCAGCAGUCAAUUCGAAAUCUCGACCAGAAAGCUUUCUGGAAGGAGCCAAUCCCGUGCUCGAGAGAGUGAACAAGACGGCUCAGGAGCUACACGCAGGAGUUCGCGGUCACGAAGGGCAUUGGACAACGAGCUUCUGAAGUCCAAGAAGCAGGAAGCAUCGAGAGGAUUCGUAGGGUCACGUGUGUCGUCUGCAAUGUCUCACAGCGCCGAUGAGCUUGUUCGUGGAUUAAGAGACAACCUACCGUGGUCACAUGACCUGGGCAUUAAUGAGAUUGAUCCGGAAGACGCGGAAGCGACGGGAUUGACUUUUACACUUUUUGUGCUUGGUGGACUUGGCCUGGCAAGUGCCGGAGUCUUUGGUGCUGCGCAGACGAGGUAA